UAUAGAUUAUAAUGAGAUAACCAAGUCCCACAAAAUAGCCUUAAAAUUAUACAAAUGGACACUUUUUUUGAGUUUUCUUUUUGUUGAAAGUGUAGGGAGGAUCAUGGGCUGUUGACAAUUGUGGGAUUUUCUGCCCACUAGAGGCACAAAUCAGAAAUUGCAAAUUUUUUUUUCUUUUUUGGUGAAAGGAAACCACCGGCAGCGCCGUCAUGAUGUAAUUUAGGUGAAAUGAAAGGUAUGGUUUAAAGCUUCUUGGAAUUGAAAAUCCGGAUCAAUUCAGCUGAACACCACCAAAGAACUCGAACCACUCUGGAUUUCUACACUGCUCAGUGUGGACACAACUUCUUCAUGAGCUGCCUUAAAGAAUGUUGUUGACACUGCCGCUGUGAUUUUGCAAUCCGUUUCUACAGAGGAAAUUCCCAGAAGUUUAAUUGAAAUCACUUUCAUUUCUUGGAGACUUUGAAGACAGUUUAUUCAUUUCAAACAUAAACUGAUUCAUUCUGUGGAGAACCUGGAGCACUACUCUGUCAGAAACAUGGGAGACUCCUGGAGCUGUUCUGUAGAGAGGACUGAAUCUGUAUGUUUCAGUUCUGCAUCCAGACUGAUGAUUCCUACAAAGCAAAAAGGUCAAGUCAAAAAGACUCAGCUAGGAACAACGCCAGAAGAGGUUAUGCAGAACAAGCAGAAGGACAGUGGAAAAGCCGGACAUACCUCAGAACGCAAACAAGAUAAACAGACUGUGGAAUUGUUGAGGAGAACUCUGUCUCAGCUUCUAGAGAUUCUCAUCAAGGACAUGGACAAGUUUGCUGAAUUUGAUCUGAAAAGAAUUCAACAAUAUGCAGUGGAUGUGACUUUGGAUCCUGAAACAGCUCAUCCUGAACUCAUCCUGUCUCAUGAUGGAAAACAAGUGAGACAUGGCGACUUGCAACAGAAUGUUAUUCAUAACCCAGAGAGGUUUGAUUAUUGUUUCUGUGUGCUGGGAAAGGAAGGAUUCUCCUCAGGGCGAUUUUACUAUGAAGUUCAGGUCAGAGAGAAGACUAAGUGGGAUUUAGGAGUGGCCCAAGAGUCUAUUAGCAGGAAAGGGACAAUAAUAACCAGCCCUAAGAACGGAUAUUGGACAUUGUGGCUGAGAAAAAAGACUAAAUAUGAGGCUUGCGACUCUCCUCCUUCUCCCCUCUCCUUAAAACAGGCUCCCCAGAAGGUGGGGGUGUUUGUGGAUUAUGAGGCAGGUCUGGUCUCAUUCUAUGAUGUUGGUGGCAAGGCUCUUAUCUACUCUUUCAUUGGUCAGACUUUCACUGAGAAACUUUACCCAUUCUUCUGUCCUUCACACAACAGUUGUGGUAAAAACUCAGCACCACUGAUCCUCACACCUCUUACACAAUCGACCUGAGUUCUGUUUCCUUCAACAUUGCCCUACUAAUACACCCUGGUAUUUGAGAACUGUUACUUGGAUUCAGGACAUGCUAUUUUAUUGUAUAUUUUUAUUUUGUCAAAUUGCCAUGAAAAAAAAAAAAAAAAAAGAUUUUGUUAAUGAUUUAAUGCUUAUCUGUUGUCUCUUCUUUUUCAAAAUUCAUAGCCUAUAGUGAGCUAAUACAAUCUUGGCAAACCAAUUCUUUAUGUCAGUCUAAAUUGAAACUAAAUCCAUAGUAAAAAGUUUUUGCCAAAAGCAUCCCUUUUUUGUUUGGUUCAUCUGUAUAUCAUUUUCUUAACUUAACAACACAUGCUCCAUCAUAUAAAUAUAUAAAGUUGCUGGUCCUUCACCUUGUCCAAGCACCGAGGAAUUCUGGACCCCCAACAGUCCUGGUUGCUGUUUCCAGUGUUCCCUCAACCACUGUAUUCACAUGCCUGAGUUCAAUAUGUCAGAGAAAUUGCUAUUAGAAAUCUAAUGUCACUUCAACUUUCUUAACCUUUUAGUUACAGGAUGAUACCCAAAUGUGAGGCUGAUGGUAACUUGCAGUUUCUGCAUAAAACUGGUCCUAACCAGGGAGGUAAACUGAGGGCCUGGGUUGCAUCAUCAGAGAUGCCAAAGUAACGAAAGACAUGAUAAAAUAGGAGCUCUGCUGUGACAAAUACUGAGGAUAGACUAGGGAGAGAAAUAAGACACAGGGACUUGGAAGACCUAUGAAUAACUACCAAGACAGUUGUACUUUCUUGCGACUCUGGGAGGUCUGUGAGGAUCUCAAGGGCUCUAAGGACUUUGGACUGAGCACAUACCAUACAAGAGGUGACAGCUUCUGCACCUCUGACAGCAUGAGGGGCCACCAGUACAUGGAUUUGAGCAGCUGAAGGUUAUGUUGAAUGCCCAGGAAGCCAGUGGCAAUGUAGUUAUUGGCCCAGGUGAUUAAUUCUGUGCACAGGUAGUUAGGGACAAAAAGUUUAUGAGGUGGGAAGAUGGUUGGAAUUUGUUGGCAUGGAGUGUGGGUAAGGAUUUUAUCUAGGUCUCAGUGGAUGUCUCCCACUAUGCAGGAAGGAAACAGAAUUAGUUUGUCGGAGAAAAUAUAAUAUACCCAGCUUUGAAUUAUAUACCUAGCCUUAAAAGUAGCUUAAGUGCUAAUGUACUCAAUGCUCUAAGCUCUGACUUGGCAAUAUUCUGCCUAAAGAGUAGUGUGUAUCUAUCAAGAAUAAUUUAGCCAUUUAUUACGUAGUAAGUAGUUAACUCUGAUUAAAAAUAGCUAUAAUAAUCAGAUAUAGCCUCAUAGUCUUCAUAAUAAACAUGCAGAAUUAUUAAUGGCAGCAUGCUAGCGUAAUAACCACACUGGGACUGAAGGAACAGAAAAGAGGAGAGAUUUAUUGAAACAUUAGGAGUUACAACUCAGUCAGCCAGCCUAUCCAAUGGGAUCAGUGGGACCGGAGGGUCAGUUGUAGAAGACGGAAUCUCGGGAUCCUGAGGAGAAGUUGGAGAAUAAUCAGUGGGAGAAGUUGGGGGCGAAUAGUCAGGAGAAGACUGAGGAAUAUCAUGAACACUGUAAGGCAUAGGCACAAAUUCAGGAGAAAGUUGGGGAAUGUCAGGGGAAUUAGGAAAUGAAGAGGAGUCAGAGGAAGAAUCAUUAGAGGAAAUCUCAACAGGGAAAUCCUCAGUCUGGACACCUUGAGAGGUGGUGCGUGUCCAAUGCCAGUAGAAGGUCUGAGUAGACUGAUCACAGGUUGUGAGGUGAAA
Messenger RNA from Hemibagrus wyckioides, 3157 nucleotides. RefSeq names its product E3 ubiquitin-protein ligase TRIM21-like. Lineage: Eukaryota; Metazoa; Chordata; Actinopteri; Siluriformes; Bagridae. The record is from RefSeq and is a predicted model, not a curated record. The transcript has 6 exons. Gene Ontology annotation, molecular function: protein binding. Bases 536 to 1390 code for a protein of 284 amino acids.